Mytilinidion resinicola is the source of this 3599-nucleotide messenger RNA. RefSeq names its product serologically defined colon cancer antigen 1. Bases 21 to 3452 code for a protein of 1143 amino acids. The transcript is spliced from 3 exons. The record is from RefSeq and is a predicted model, not a curated record. Gene Ontology annotation, biological process: rescue of stalled cytosolic ribosome; ribosome-associated ubiquitin-dependent protein catabolic process. Gene Ontology annotation, cellular component: RQC complex. NCBI's taxonomy places the organism in Eukaryota, Fungi, Ascomycota, Dothideomycetes, Mytilinidiales, Mytilinidiaceae. Gene Ontology annotation, molecular function: ribosomal large subunit binding; tRNA binding.
CAUUCUCCCCUAACGAAGUCAUGAAGCAACGAUUCUCUUCUUUGGAUGUCAAGGUCAUAGCACACGAGCUUUCAAAGAACCUCUGCCCUCUCAGAGUCACCAAUGUUUACGAUCUAUCAUCGCGCAUAUUCCUCUUCAAAUUCCAUAAGCCAGAUCAACGAGAACAACUGGUAGUCGACUCCGGCUUCCGCUGCCAUCUCACCAGCUAUGCGCGAUCCACCGCAGCUGCGCCCUCCCCAUUCGUCGCCCGCCUUCGGAAGUUCCUCAAGACCCGAAGAGUCACAUCCAUCUCCCAAGUCGGUACGGACCGAAUAAUAGAGUUCCAAUUUUCAGAUGGCCUAUACAGGGUGUACCUCGAGUUCUAUGCGGGCGGCAACAUCGUUCUUACGGAUGAAAAUCUGAAGAUCCUUGCGCUUCUGCGCAGUGUUGAUGAAGGCGCGGAACACGAGCAGAUGAGGGUUGGCUCGGAAUACAACUUGUCCCUACGGCAGAACUAUGGCGGGGCACCACCUCUGACCAAGGAAAGGCUGAAGGACGCGUUACAAAAAGCUCUGGACAAGCAGCAGCUGGAUACUGGCGCUAUAGGGAGGAAUGCGAAGAAGAAGGGCAAGGAUCUAAUAAGGAAGGCUUUGGCAGUUUCUAUCACAGAGUACCCGCCACUACUUGUCGAUCAUACCUUGCAUACGGUUGGGUUUGAUACCACUUUGAAGCUGGAACAAGUGCUGGAAGAUGAUACAUUACUGGACAAACUGCUUGCUUCAUUCGACGUAGCUAAAGAGGUGUCGGAUGAGAUUACGAGUGGAGACCUAGCCCGCGGAAUCAUUCUAGCCAAACCCAACCCAGCAGCGGCCGUGUCGAAAGAUGAACCGAGCGAAGGCGCAAGCACCGACAAAGCUUCCGAGCUACUCUAUGAUGACUUCCACCCAUUCAGACCAAAACAAUUCAAGGAUUCCGACUACACUUUUCUUGAAUUCGAGGGGUACAACAAGACUGUGGAUGAGUAUUUUUCGUCCAUCGAAGGCCAAAAGCUAGAAUCCAAAUUGUACGAGCACGAAAGAAAUGCAAAGAAGAAGCUGGAAAAGGCACGGCAGGAGCAUGCUAAGCGCAUCGGAGGUCUUCAGCAAGUUCAAGAACUGAAUGUUCGAAAAGCGGAAGCAAUUCAAGCGAAUGUUGAUCGAGUCCAGGAAGCCACGGCAGCUGUGAAUGGACUAAUCGGCCAAGGUAUGGAUUGGGUUGAAAUCGCGCGCCUAAUAGAGCGCGAGCAAAGACAAGGGAACGCCGUAGGCCAGAUGAUAAAACUUCCUCUCAAGCUUUACGAGAACACGGUCACGUUAUUACUCGACGAACCAAACUCAGAGAGUGAUGAAGAGGAUGACGAGGGUUACGAGACGAGUUCCGUCAGUGGUGACUCGGAAAGCGAGGACGACAAACGAAAGAAGAAGAAACCACCUCCGAAACCUGUGGAUAAGAGGUUAGCUAUCGACAUUGAUCUCGGACAGUCGCCUUGGGUCAAUGCCAAGCGAUACUUUGAUGAAAAGAAGAGCGCCGUUGUAAAAGAAGGCAAGACGAUACAGGCAUCGACUAUGGCAUUGAAGAGUAUUGAGAAGAAGGUCACCAUCGAUCUUAAGAAGGGCCUUAAGCAGGAGAAGGCUAUACUUCAACCUGUUCGCAAACAGCAUUGGUUUGAAAAGUUCAUGUAUUUCAUCUCCUCCGAUGGCUACUUGGUGAUCGGUGGGAAAGACGCACAGCAGGCCGAGAUUAUUUACAAAAGGUAUCUGAAGAAAGGCGACGUAUACGUCCAUGCGGAAUUGCAUGGUGCAUCUUCCGUCAUAAUUAAGAACAAUCCAUCGACCCCGGAGGCGCCGAUACCUCCAUCCACACUUUCUCAGGCCGGUAACUUAUCAGUCGCAACUUCGGAUGCGUGGGACUCGAAGGCCGUUAUGUCCGCUUGGUGGGUGAACGCAAACCAGGUCUCGAAGACAACCCCUGCUGGAGAGUAUUUGGCUGCUGGGGGCUUCAUAAUUGGUGGGAAGAAGAACUUCUUGCCGCCUGCGCAGCUGAUCCUGGGCUUCGCCGUGAUGUUCCAAAUCAGCGACGAGAGUAAAGCAAAGCAUGUCAAACAUCGACUGUUAGACGAAGGUGCGUCAGAAAGAACUGCAGCGGAAGGUGCAGCAAAGUACCAAGUGGAACAAGAGCAGCAGAAACCUGCAGGUUUUCAGUCAGAUAGCGAUAGCGAUGAGGACUUCCCUGAUGCAAAGUUGGAGUCUGCAUCAGACGACAGCGAUGAGGAGUCAGAAACAGCGGAUCAGAGUAACCCACUGCAAGGAAGAGGGAACUCAGCGGCACCACUGAGUGUGCAGGACUCGGACUCUGAAGACGACGAGGAGCCAGAAGCAGAAGCGCCUGCUAUCAAGGAGCCGGCGCCAGACCCUGACUUACCUCCUGCGAAAGCUGGAGAAAGUACUGACGAGGUGGACGAAGAUGUCCAAUCCCUUGCAUCCACGGCUCAGACCGAUAAGACCGGUCGUCGCCACCUAUCUGCACGCGAAAGACGAUUACUUCGUAAAGGACAGCACCUCGACUCUACUACCACUCCCUCCGGCCCUCCCUCAACCCGUGGUAGCGCCACGAAUGACGACGAGCGAUCUGACUUGGACGGGGCACUCGAUUCAGACAAAGCCACCGAUGAUGCUACUUCCAAGCCGUCCAAAACAUCGAACGCUCCUGUCAAACCCCUACCCCGAGGGAAACGAACAAAAGCUAAGAAAAAGGCUGCUAAAUACGCAGAACAGGACGAAGAGGAUCGCGCGUUAGCUAUGCGUCUAUUAGGAUCCAAGGCAGGUCAAGAGGCCGCAGCGGCUGAAGCUGAAGCUAAGAAGAAGAAAGAAGAGGACCUAGUAGCGGCGAAGCAGCGGCGAAGGGAACAGCACCUGCGCGUACAAGCUCUCGGUCGAGCCGCAGAAGAGGCUCGUCGGGCGGCUCACGAGGGUGAAACUGCGGGACCUGGUGCAGAUGAUGGUGCCGCUGAUGAAGAAGCUACGAAACUCGAACUCGCUGGCUUAGACGCCUUUAUCGGACGCCCGCUCCCUGGCGACGAGCUUCUUGAAGCAAUACCAGUUUGCGCUCCUUGGUCUGCGCUUGCGAGCUACAAGUAUAAAGUCAAACUUCAACCAGGGUCGACUAAGAAAGGCAAAGCGGUCAAGGAAAUUCUUAGUCGGUGGGAUGGAGCAUUCAAGAACCCGAAGACGGUGGACAAGACUAGCCAGGAUGCUGAAUACAUUUGGCCACGGGAGAUUGACCUCAUCAAGGGUUGGAAGGAGGCGGAAAUCUACGGUGUAGUGCCAGUAGGAAAGGUUAGGGUUAUGAUGGCCGGUGGGGGCAGCGGAGGAGGUGGCGGAAAGACGCCGCGGAAGGGGAAGAGUGGUAGAGGUGGUAGAGGCUCGAAGAAGUAGAGGCUGUACUUAGGUACUGGUAGAGAUGGUAUUUAGUCGUCUGCCUAUGGACUUGUCACUGGUUGCAAACACAGGCAGUGCAUACGAACAUGAGAACCUUGUAUCGUUUGACUAGAUUUUGAAGAGUACUCAAUACCUUUGCAUCAU